AUGCCCUGCCUUGGCAUUGGAAAUGUGCACGUUAACAGAUUACAUAAGGCAAAAUGAGUGAAAUUAUUAGGCAACUAAUUAAAAUAAAAAUGGACCUAUAGCUUUGAUCAACACUUUAACGAUACAUCGUUUUGACUGGAAAAUACAACAAUGUCUUUUCCUGUAGUCCGUGAACGUGCAGCGUUCCGAUCGGUCCAUUCUUGAUUACUUAAUUAACCACCACCUUGUUCAGGUGACGCCUCUGAGCGCGCGUUAGUAAAUCGCAUCAACAAACCAGUGAUGUCUUGCAAACAGAAAAGUUGUGUAGUAAAUUUGUUUUUAGUGGCCCUAACCAUUUAUAGUUACGCAUUGCAAAUAACCUAUUCCGUAAGUUUAGGACAGCAGGAAGAAGAUUUGUGGACUUACCAAGAAGAGUCAACCUCCACCGCUUGGGAAAGGACUGAAAAUCACCCCCAAAUGCAUCAGCGGGGUUGGCGCCUGGUAGAACAGACAAUCAAGAGUCCAGGUCUGCCCAAGUCCAACCAACCAGGUAUCAACGAGAUCCUACAUGAAUACGCCACCCUACCUGAAGAUCCAGUCCCUCGCUUCAGUACAAAUACACCUGAUGGAACGGACAGAAACUUCGUCCAUAACGACUCCUCUUGGACAACUGGCAAUGUCAAACCGCAGCCACGGUCUUCGUCCACGAGCUCUACAGAUGGAUAUCUAGCAGACUUCACGGGUUUUAAUGGAGUCCAGGGGAAGGUUAUAGCAAGUCCACAUUUCAGCAAGUGGCAGUCCACAAGGCCUUUGGUGCAGUGUGAUGAUAGAGUCAUGACUUUGAAAGCCUCUGGAGAAGGACUCUCAAACCUGUUAGUUGACAGAGAAGCAGCCUCUCCCAUCUCCCCAUUCCACUUACCUCCAUACUGUGGUUACAAAGUGAGGACAACAUGGAGUGAUCUUGAGAUGACAGUGCCUUAUGAUGCAUGUUACAUCACACAGGAGAAUGGCAGUUAUGUGUUGCCUCUGUUGUGGGAAGGAAUCCCACUGAAGCUCUCAUGCCCAGUGCAGAUGUCUACUCCUGCCCCCUCUUCCUCCCACUCUGCCCCUGCAGUCUUCUGCUCUUCAUAUGGCAUGGCGGUGCAGAUACUGUGGCAUGAGCGAGAUAUACCUAUGAUGGGAGUAACAGUGAAUGAAGGCUGGGGUCCAUUUGUAUCUGAUGAGUGUGCAUACCUCAUCCAAUCCAAUCCAGGGCAGCUCAUCUUCUUCAUCUCUUACAGUGCUCCUUGUAUCACUGGUGGGGAUGGUACCCAUCUCCAGCUCAUAUUAGAUGACCGCGGAUACAUCCUCUCCUGCCCGGUCAGUCCUCAGCUUCCUCACAUCCCCUUUCCUCCUCCUGCAGCUCCUGGUGACCCACAGUCUCCCUAUAUCCCAGAGCCUGUCACUCCAGCUAAAACCUCCCCUCCACCUCCUCCUCAACCUCCAACCCAAGAGCAGUUCAAUCAGCUUCCUGGAUACCCCCACAACCCCUAUCCUGGAUACCAUUACCAGGAACUUCCCCAGGUCUACCCUCCUGGCCCACAACCAGCCCCGCCCCCUCGACCCAUUCCUGGCAGUCAACCUGGGCCACAGCCAAAAUCCCUGAAGUCCAUACUUCCCUCAAGGACUGGAAAGCUGCCCCACUCUCCUGGGGAAAUCCAAGAGUAUCAUUCUCUUCUUCAGCAGGCAACUGAAAUUCCAAAUCCUGGCACAGUUCAGGAUUUAUCUUCCUUUCAAGUUCCCCAAUUACCUUUUAACCCAAAUCAAUAUCCAUCUGGUGGUUAUUACCCCUAUGUGCCCUUCCAUUACCCAAUAGUGACAGCAGCUUCAGCCCCUCCCGUUGAAACGACUUCUACUACUACUACUACUACUACCCCAGCAACCCAGCCACCCCACCAACUCCCUGUGAAUCCAUAUUACCCUCUGUAUUAUCCUCAGAUACCUUACUAUCCACAAGUGACCCAAGCACCUGUUACACUCCCCCCAAGCCCACCAUCUCCUCCUCCCUCUCCACCAAAACAACCUCAGGGUCCACCACACCCAGGACGGUCACUUUAUCCGCCUGCUUCUUCGAGGUCUUACUAUCAUUACAAACAUUACCCCCACCCAAAACCUGGUGUUGAAGAGGCUUCCCCUCCCUAUCCACCUAUCAAGGCUAUGGUUCCUCAACAACCUCACAGUCCCAGUGUUGUGCCUCUCGCCAAAGAGAAACCUCAAACUCUUCCCCAUGUACCAGAAUCGCCAUUGGCAACGUGCCCCUCUUACAGUCACACCAUAUGCAACUACUACUACCCCUAUCUCUAUUAUCCCUAUAUCCAUGCUCUUUAUCCACCAUACUAUCACCCACCUUACCCCCUUGAGCCCCAGUAUCCUCAGACUCCACCACCAAUGACAACUGAAAGGCCUUCAACUACUACGACAGCUCCUACCACGACAAGUUCUACCACAAGUACCACAACCAGGUCCACUCCAAAGACCCCCCAUCUUCAGUGCCAGGCAGGGCGGAUGGUUGUUUUCCUGCCUUUUGCUGAUCCUGACUCUAUCCAGAUCAGAGAAGCCCAAAUGAAGACCUGGCUGUUCCUCCCCAGUGUACAUCCACAGUGUGGGUACAUGCUGCAGGUGUUUGAGGGCUCUGGGGUUUAUCUUCAUUCUCCUCUGCCUGCCUGCCACAGCCAACCGCGGACUCCCACAACCAAUUCCUUACCGCUGAGGUUUUGGGACCUUUCUUUAGCACAGUAUAGGACUCUAGACCUGCAAUGCCCUUAUCAAACUAUCCCUGAAACUCAUGCACCAGCUACUCCAUCACUGUCCCCUAAACUACCCGACACCACAAAGAGCAAAGUCCAGCUGUCCGUUGUUCCAAAGCCUAAGGUCUUCUGCUACUCCCAUCAGAUGAAUGUGGAACUCCCCUCUGGUCCAAUCUCUGAAAUUGUUGUUAAAGACAUCAAAGGGAACCAGAUGAUGCUCAAAGAUGCCCCAAAGCAAUGUGGGUAUUCUGCAGGAAAAGGCAAAGAUGGUAAAAUCCAUAUAAGUCUCCAGUUACACUCACGCUGCCACAUGAGUGUGCAGGAUAAGAUGUACAUCAUCACAGUCUGCUACAUGACAGUAAAUGGGAGACAGGAGACUCAGUUUUCCUGUCCAGUUAUCACCCCAUCGUCUGGACAAGAGUGCAACCUUCCAAGCGAGCAACGUCUUCCCUGCGGACACGGCUCUGUAUCCCGGCCUCAGUGCCUCUCCAUGGGCUGCUGCUUCAGCAGGCACUCCCCUGCCUGCUACUACCCAAUGGAUGAGUGCACUAUUGACCGUCACUUUGUCUUCUCUGUGCCUGCCUCCCUCACCGAGCCCCCUCUGUCCCCUGCCCUGCUUGUUGCAGCUGGUAACUCCAGCUGCAAGCCUCAGAGAGUGACUUCUGACUAUGCCUUAUUUAAGAUCCCGAUGGAUGGCUGUGGAACUCGUAGAGUGAUGGUGGGAAAAACAAUGAUUUACAUGGUGGACAUCGUCAACAAGGUUCAAACAAUCAGCCUCAACUAUGGCACCAUAACAAGGGACUCUCCUGUCAGGUUGUUGGUCGAGUGCAGAUAUGUGCCAAAUACUCUUCUUAGUGUGAGCUACUUGGUCAAAACUCCCACACUUGGACCUGAUGUUCAGACCCAGGGGAUGUUUGGAGUCCAGCUCAGGAUUGCAAAAGAUGCGAUGUACAGCAGCUAUUACCCUCAGUAUCACCAGCCCCUGCAGAUGCUUCUGGGGAAACCCCUCUACUUGGAAGUGCGGUUGCUCAACACCCCGGAUCCAAAUUUAGUGCUGCUGGUUCACUUCUGUGUGGCCUACCCCCGUUCUGGCAAAGCUGUGUGGUUGCUGCUGUACAACGGAUGUCCUAAUACCUUGGACCCAGAUCAACAGCAGGCUGUUCUGUUUGAUCCUCCACCUCCCUCUCAUCGGGCUCAGACCCGACGCUUCACUAUCAGCACCUUCCAGUUCCUCCCAGAUGGUGAGUUCAAGGACCAGGACGAGGAGAUCUACUUUAUGUGUUCAACUGAAAUCUGCUCACCCCGGGAUGGGCCUUGUGUCGAGGGAUGUUUUGGCCAGUGACGUUACAACAUGGCAGAGGCUUUACGUUGGUGGGAAGAUAAUGAUCUGGCUUCUGACAUCAUCCUUUAAACCAACAAUAAAAGUUAUUGGAGGACA
Notolabrus celidotus (New Zealand spotty) is the source of this 4203-nucleotide messenger RNA. RefSeq lists its product as uncharacterized. Bases 280 to 4107 code for a protein of 1275 amino acids. The record is from RefSeq and is a predicted model, not a curated record. Gene Ontology annotation, molecular function: acrosin binding; structural constituent of egg coat. Gene Ontology annotation, biological process: prevention of polyspermy; binding of sperm to zona pellucida. Gene Ontology annotation, cellular component: egg coat. The transcript has 19 exons. NCBI's taxonomy places the organism in Eukaryota, Metazoa, Chordata, Actinopteri, Labriformes, Labridae.